AUGGCCAAGCGCACUGUCAGUUUCCUGGGCCCUAUCGCCUCGUAUUCUCACCAGGCGGUUCGGCUAGCCUUUUCAGAGCAGGAGUGGGAUUUCCAACCUGUAGUCACAAUUGAUGAUGUUUUCAAAAGUGUUCAAAAUGGCGAGGUGACCGCAGGGGUGGUACCUUUUGAAAAUUCUACAAAUGGCUCAGUCGUCUUCACCUUGGACAACCUCGCUGAUCGGAAUGGUGUAUACCCUGACAUCACAGUUGAGGGAGAGGUUUAUGUCAACGUCCACCACUGUCUUCUCGGUCACAAGGAGGCAGGAUCCCUCUUGGAGGACCAGCUUGAUGGUUCUGGUACACGGACGCCCACAGCUGCAGACCCCAGUCCUUCGCGGCCAAGGACCAAACCUUUGACCAGCUUGAAGCACAUCCAGAGACUGUAUUCUCACCCACAAGCCUUCGGGCAGUGCACCGCAUUCAUCUCAACCUAUCUGAAAGGGGUCGAAAUCUUCGAAGUGAGCUCGACGAGCAAAGCAGCAGAGAUUGUAAGCCAAGACAAGAGCGGUACCUGGGCAGCUAUCUCCAGUCAAUUGGCGUCGCAGAUCCACAACUUGGAUCUCCUCGGCAAGUGGAUCGAGGACCGAGAUGAUAACACAACCCGGUUCUUGAUCAUUGGCAAGAGCCCGGCUUCUACGGCGGACUGGGGGGUUCGGAAACACGCAAAUGGUCAGAAGGGAACCAAGUCGUUGGUUUCCUUCACAGUACCACAUGAGUCACCGGGUGCUCUGGCCGAGGCUCUCGGCUGCUUCCAGGCUUUCAACCUGAAUCUCACAAGCAUCAACAGCCGGCCCAGCCUCGUCAACCCUUUCCAGUACAUAUUCUUUGUCGAGUUCGAGGGGCACAAGAAACAGGAUCCCGAGGGCCGGGUAAAAGGGGCAUUGGACAAAAUCAGCCAUGUUGCUGAGAGUUGGAGGUGGUUGGGUAGUUGGGAGAGAUAUCAAUGA
Molecule: messenger RNA, 987 nt
Organism: Clonostachys rhizophaga
Lineage: Eukaryota; Fungi; Ascomycota; Sordariomycetes; Hypocreales; Bionectriaceae
Source: the annotation of a GenBank genome assembly